GUCCCGAGGCUCCUCCCUCCGCUUCCCCCUGCCGGCAGGGUGUCCCGUGCCUCCUUGGCAGACGGAAGCCGAGGAGGAGGGAGAGUCGGAGGAGCGGCGACGGGAUGGGUGACUCUAAAGUGAAGGUGGCGGUGCGGGUCCGUCCCAUGAACAGGAGAGAGUUUGAUCUGCAUACAAAAUGUGUGGUGGAUGUGGACACAAACAAGGUUAUUCUUCACCCUGUAAACACCAAUCUUGCAAAGGGAGAUGCCAGAAGCCAGCCAAAGGUGUUUGCUUACGAUCACUGUUUCUGGUCUUUGGAUGAAUCUGUAAAAGAAAAAUAUGCAGGUCAAGAUGUUGUUUUCAAGUGCCUUGGAGAGAAUAUUCUUCAGAAUGCCUUUGAGGGCUACAAUGCAUGUAUCUUUGCCUAUGGACAGACUGGGUCUGGAAAAUCUUACACAAUGAUGGGUACAGCCGACCAGCCUGGAUUAAUCCCAAGACUCUGCAGUGGUCUCUUUGAAAGAGCACAGAAAGAGGAAAACGAAGAACAGAGUUUCAAAGUGGAAGUGUCCUACAUGGAGAUUUACAAUGAGAAAGUUAGAGAUCUCCUUGACCCCAAAGGAAGCCGUCAGUCAUUAAAAGUUAGAGAGCACAACGUCUUUGGUCCUUAUGUAGAUGGACUAUCUAAACUGGCUGUCGCCAGCUACAAGGACAUAGAGUCUUUGAUGUCAGAAGGUAACAAAUCUCGAACAGUGGCUGCAACCAACAUGAAUGAAGAGAGCAGUCGGUCACAUGCAGUCUUCAAGAUCAUCCUCACACACACACUGUAUGAUGUACAAUCAGGGACAUCGGGUGAGAAAGUGGGCAAACUGAGUCUGGUGGACUUAGCGGGCAGCGAAAGGGCAACUAAGACUGGUGCCGCAGGUGACAGGCUGAAGGAAGGAAGCAACAUUAACAAGUCCCUUACAACUCUUGGGCUGGUUAUUUCUGCUCUAGCGGAUCAGGCUGCUGGCAAGAACAAGAACAAAUUUGUUCCAUAUCGUGAUUCUGUGCUCACUUGGUUACUUAAAGACAGCCUUGGUGGUAACAGCAAGACUGCUAUGGUGGCAACAGUCAGCCCAGCAGCAGAUAACUACGAUGAGACCCUUUCCACAUUGAGGUACGCAGACCGGGCGAAGAACAUAGUUAAUCAUGCCGUGGUAAAUGAAGACCCCAAUGCCCGCAUCAUCCGAGAACUCCGAGAGGAGGUGGAGAAGCUCCGAGAACAGCUCACCAAAGCAGAGGCUAUGAAAUCACCAGAAUUAAAGGAUCGGUUGGAGGAAUCUGAGAAAUUGAUCCAGGAAAUGACUGUCACCUGGGAAGAGAAAUUAAGAAAAACAGAGGAGAUAGCACAGGAGCGGCAGAAACAACUGGAAAGUCUUGGCAUAUCUCUUCAGUCUUCUGGAAUCAAAGUUGGGGAUAACAAGUGCUUCCUCGUUAAUUUGAAUGCAGAUCCUGCUCUCAAUGAACUUCUGGUCUACUACUUAAAGGAGCACACAUUAAUAGGGUCAGAUGACUCCCAAGAUAUCCAGUUAUGUGGAAUGGGAAUUCUUCCUGAACAUUGUAUUAUAGAAAUAACCUCAGAAGGACAGGUUAUGCUAACACCUCAGAAAAAUACUAGAACAUUUGUAAAUGGUUCUGCUGUUGUGGGUCCUACCCUGCUACACCAUGGAGACAGAAUACUGUGGGGAAACAACCACUUCUUCAGAUUGAAUUUGCCAAAAAAGAAAAAGAAAUUAGAGCAUGAGGAUGAAGAGCAAGAAAACUCUAUGGGGUGCAGCAACAGUGUCGAGCAGCUAGAUAUAGAUGGAGACAAUUCCAGUGAAGUGUCCAGUGAAAUGAACUUCAGCUAUGAAUAUGCCCAAAUGGAAGUUAUCAUGAAGGCACUCAGUGGCAAUGACCCGAUGCAGUCAAUCUUGCAGAGCGUGGAACAGCAGUACGAAGAGGAGAAGCAAUCCGCACUGGAGCGGCAGAGAUUAAUGUAUGAGCACGAACUAGAGCAGUUGCGAAGGCGGCUGUCUCCAGAGAAACAACACUUCCGCAGCAUGGACAAGUUCUCUCACUCGCCCAGUGCUCAGCAGCGCUUACGCCAGUGGGCAGAAGAGAGAGAAGAAAUGUUGAACCACAGCCUGAGGAAGCUGAGAGAGCAAAUUGUUAAAGCUAAUUUGUAUGUGAGAGAAGCCAGUUUCAUCUCAGAGGAAUUGGACAAGAGCACGGAGUAUAAGGUCACUCUGCAGAUCCCAGCUUCAAGCCUUAAUGCUAACAGAAAGCGAGGUGCAGUUCUCAGUGAGCCUGCUAUUCAGGUGAGAAGGAAAGCGAAAGGCAAACAGAUCUGGUCACUGGAGAAAUUGGAAAACCGGCUGAUAGAUAUGAGAGAACUUUAUCAAGAGUGGCUGGGGUGUGAGAAGGAUGACCCAUUAACCAGGUCUUACUUCAAGCGAGCUGAUCCAUUCUAUGAUGAACAAGAAAACCAUAGUCUCAUCGGAGUGGCCAAUGUUUUUCUUGAGUCCCUGUCUUAUGAUGUGAAGCUGCAAUAUGCUGUCCCUAUCAUCAAUCAGAAGGGAGAGGUGUCAGGUCGUCUUCAUGUUGAAGUGGUACGAGUGAGUGGAGCGAUUGGGGAGAGAAUCGUAGGAGGUGAUGACAGCACAGACUGUUCAAGAGAGAAUGACAUACAGGAGAACAAACUAGUUUGCAUGAUUAAAAUACUUCAGGCUACCGGUUUGCCUCAGCAUCUUUCCAACUUUGUGUUCUGCAAAUACACUUUCUGGGAUCAACUGGAGCCAGUUACGGUUGCCCCUGAGGUGGACCCCUCUUUAUCCCCCAUCAGCAAGGAGCCACAGUGCAUGGUUGUCUUCGAUCACUGCAAUGAGUUUUCUGUAAAUAUUUCUGAAGACUUCAUGGAGUAUCUUUACGAAGGGGCUUUGGCAAUUGAAGUGUACGGGCACAAGCAAAGUGAUCCCCGCAAAAACUCAGCCGUGUGGGAUUUGGGAAUAAUUCAAGCCAAAACCCGAAGCCUUCGUGACAGAUGGAGUGAGGUAACCCGAAAAGUGGAGCUCUGGAUUCAGAUUCUGGAACUUAAUGAGAAUGGGGAAUACUGUCCAGUUGAGGUGAUUCCCGCCAAGGACGUAAACACUGGUGGCAUCUUUCAGCUCAGACAGGGGCAGUCACGGCGAAUCCAGGCUGAAGUGAAGUCGGUACAGGAAUCUGGGACCUUGCCUCUAAUGGAAGAAGCCCUACUAUCUGUUGGAGUUGGCUGUGUUCAAAUAAGGCAUGUCAAGUCACAAAAAGUUCAUGAGACUCAUCAGGAAGGAGAGGAUGAUAUGGACAGUUAUCAGGACAGGGAUUUGGAGAGACUGCGUCGGAAAUGGCUGAACGUAUUGACAAAACGUCAGGAAUACCUAGAUCAACAGCUGCAAAAACUCGACAGCAAACCUGAUAAAACAGAAGAUGAUACAGAUCGGGAGGCACAACUGUUAGAGAUGAGGCUCACCCUUACUGAAGAGAGGAAUGCUGUAAUGGUUCCUUCUGCUGGCAGUGGGAUCCCUGGAGCUCCAGCAGAGUGGACUCCAGUGCCUGGUAUGGAAACCCAUAUUCCAGUUGUUUUCCUUGACUUAAAUGCGGAUGACUUUAGCUCUCAAGAUAACCUUGAUGACCCAGAACCUGGUGGAUGGGAUGCUACUCUCACUGGGGAAGAGGAAGAGGAAUUCUUUGAAUUGCAGAUUGUGAAACACCAUGAGAGUGAGGUGAAAGUAGAAGCCUCCUGGGAUUCCACAGUCCAUAACUGCCUUCAGCUCAGUAAAGGAACAGCAACAGAUGAAAGAGUUUUUCUUAUUGUGAGAGUGACAGUCCAGCUCAGCCACCCUGCAGAAAUGCAGCUAGUGCUACGCAAACGUAUCUGCGUUAAUGUCUACGGGAGACAGGGUUUUGCACAGAGCUUCCUGAGAAGAAUGUCUCACCGAAGUUCCAUUCCUGGCUGUGGAGUCACCUUUGAGAUAGUCUCUAAUAUUCCAGAGGAUGCUCAGGGAGCUGAGGAGCGGGAAGCGCUAGCAAGGAUGGCCGCUAAUGUUGAAAACGCAGCUUCGGCUGACUCAGAAGCCUAUAUUGAAAAGUACCUGCGGAGUGUGCUGGCAGUGGAGAACAUUCUCACCCUGGAUCGUCUUCGCCAGGAGGUUGCGGUGAAAGAGCAGUUAACGGGGAAAGGAAAACUUAACAGGAGGAGUCUGAGCUCUCCCAAUGUCAAUCGGAUAUCUGGAAGCCGUCAAGAUUUAGGUCCCCCGUACAACCUUGGCAGUCAAAAGGGUCGAUGGGAGAGCCAGCAAGAUGUAUCCCAAAUUUCAACACAUUCUGGUAGUGGGAUGACCCCGUCUGAUACAUCUUUGUCAGGCUCUCCUCAGCAAAACCAUUCUAAUGAUCCAGGACUCAGUAGCCUGGCUGCCUCCUACCUGAAUCCAGUAAAAUCCUUCGUGCCUCAGAUGCCAAAGCUGCUUAAGUCUCUCUUUCCUGCUAGAGAUGAGAAAAAGGGCAGGCAGACCUCUCCUCUUGCCCAGCAGAAAUGCAGCGGUAUGGCACAGGAGAGGAGGGCAGCUAACAAAAUUGUUGUCUUUGACCUUCUGACACAGCCUGUCCCACGAAUUAUGGUUCAGUCUGCCAGCAUUGAUGCCAGUGCUACAAAGUUAAAACAGAUUAACCAAGAAGGGGGGAAAGAACCAUUUGAAAUGGCCAGGCAAGCUACAGAGGCACAAGAAGGGGGGAAAGAACCAUUUGAAAUGGCCAGGCAAGCUACAGAGGCAGAAAAGAACCAAGAAAAGAUGCCCAAAGUGCCUUCACAGCAGCACACCGCAGACAUUCAGGCACAGGACUCCCAAGAGGGCCCUCCAAGUCCCCUGAGUGAAGCCUCAAGUGGUUACUUUUCUCACAGUGUUUCAACAGCGACUCUGUCUGAAGCGCUCACUGCAUGGAAUGAAGCGAUUGUUCAGACAGGUGGUCAAACAUCUGCAGUGAGCAACAUCUCCCCACCCACCCCAGCUGUUCAGGUAACUUCUGCUACUGACAUUUCAAUGCAGACAGAGUGCACUUCAGAGGGCUACCCUGCUGUUAAAAGAGAUAAUCAAGCUGCUUCUGACCUCAGCACUGCCCAUGUGAGACCUAAGGACAGCAGCGACGUGAAUGGUAAUGAGCACCUAAAGUCCAAGUCCUUUGUCUCCCCUGUGACUCAGAGUGAAGAACUAGAUGUUGCCUCUGUAGCCAUUGAUGCGAAAAGCUACGUUUCUACCUCCAUCCCAAAGAAGGAGCUGCUGACCAAACAGCUAAUGGCUUCAACAACUGGAGAGUCAGUGGGACAAGCUGCCAGGAAAAAGGACCACACAAAGCCCGCCUCUACUUCAGAAUCGAGAGCUUCCAAACCUGACCUCUUGUCCCAGCCCAACGCUACAGCCUCUCCAUUCAAAAUCCAAAAAGUCAGGACAUCUGAGCUCAAAUCUUUUACAUGCAUGCUGGGGGGAGAGUCUGGGUGCUCUUCAAGCCCAGAGGAAGAGGAGAGAGAAAAGAACCGGGUGACUGCACAAGGGUUGAGCCAUAAUGGUGCGGAGACAGCUGAUGAAAAACUGGAAGCGGCUUCUGAUUCUGAAGAUGCCAAUGAAAUCCCAGAAUGGCUAAAAGAGGGAGAAUAUGUCACUGUUGGCACAAAUAAGACAGGCACAAUUAGAUAUGUUGGCCCAACUGACUUUCAAGAGGGAACAUGGGUUGGUGUGGAACUCGAUUUGCCUUCAGGUAAGAAUGAUGGCUCCAUUGGAGGAAGGCAGUACUUCAAAUGCAACCCAGGCUAUGGGCUCCUUGUGAAACCAAACAGAGUGGGAAAAGCCACCGGAGCAGCAAGACGGCGGAGUGCUGGGCUUAGGUUGCAAGGGGGAGCUACGCCCGAGAACCGGAAGAGCAACAAUUUCUCAGGGUCAGCCUCCAGCCUGACAUCACUGACAGCCCUAGCCAAAAUGGAAGGAUCUGCUCUCCAACCCGAGAAGAUCCAGAAGAAUGCAGAGAACAGGAAAUCUUGGGCUAACUGAACGAGGCUUACAGGCCCCACAAGCUGGUUCGAAAAUAGCUUGUGAAGCUGUCACCGAAGUGGAUGUGCUUGCAACGUUAAACCAACCUGGUAAACUUAGCUCUGGCAAACACUAAAGAAGGAGUUUUUCUCUACUUUUGUUGCUGAUAUGUUAUAUCUUUGCCUUGUCAUGGUGAUGGAUCUGUGUGUUUAGGCUCCUGACACAAAUUGGGACACUUCAUUGUGUGGCUUAUUUCAAAUAGUGAAGGUUGUGGGAGGGGGUUUAAUGGUGCUGCUUUUAAGUCAUUCACAGAAUGAACUGCCAGAUCAGUGAUUCAAAGUAUUGUAUGAGUUUCCAGCAGCUGCGAAAAAUUAACUGGAGCGAUUUCCCAACCCACAACAUCUAUACUUCCUUAAACAUGGUUGGCAGUUCUGUAAACAUCAAAAUACAGCAUGCAAGGCUCCAUCCUUUUGGAAAAGCUGUGUCUGUAUCAGGCAAUAAUGAGAAACGGAUACAGUUGUAAAGAAGAAAGAAGUUAUAUUGCGAAGGAAACAGAACAAAAAUAAUUAACUUGGUUACAUGACCUGGAACCAGUGCCUAUCUUGAAUAAUGUUCGUGUCUUUCUACUCUUAUUGAAAUCAAUGGGAUUCUACCCUAUCAGUGGCUUUUGAUCCCUGUUUUUUAAAGGCAUAUUCAAAUUUAGUUAACCCACUAAAUAGAUUGUAGUUAUUUUAACAGGACAUAGAAUCUGUUCACCUUCCUUUCCUCCCUGGACACAGGGGAAUAUUGCUCUCGUUGUUUCUUUAGUUUGUCUUCAGGAUUUUUGCAAAGAUAUCAGCGUUCUCUAAAGUGCUACAGUAUUUAUAACAGCUUUUUCCAGUUCCGUCUGUACUGCCUGUUGGUGACGUACUCACAAAGAAAGAUGUGGGCACCAUGCACAACCUUCACUGGCAUUUGCAUUUUACCAGAUUGCGUAAAGUGAAGGCUUGUUGUUCCCCUACUGAAUGAUCCAGUUGUAUUUAUUUUUAUUUAUUGUUUUAAAAAAUAUGAAAUAUUUGCGCUUCACAAUCGCCCACUGCCUGCCAUUGCACAGAGGCGCUCUAUUUAGCGUCAUACUGAAUAGCCUCCCUUUUGGAAAGGCUCCUGCCUACCCAGCAAAACCCUCUUGAGAUUGCUCCUAAAAUCACUUUAUUGGAACGGUUGCACAUUCUUCCUCAAAACUAACAUUUUUCUGGAGGGUGGGAGAACUGGGCUGGCUUUUGUUGUUUUUAAACUUGAUUUUAUCUUUGGUGACCUUCACUCGUUUUUAAUUUCCUGUGGCAUAUAUAGAUAUUUUCUAACAAAUUACGUAAAGAAAAAAGUAAGACUUAAUUGUACAGUAUAUACAGAGCUUCUUAUACUUUGUUUAGUAAAUAGUGAGGGACUAGAAAUUUUGAGUAAUAGAUGUUUAUAAUCUAUGUGAGGAACAUUCAGGAUGCUAAAUUAAUGGUUAAAACUUAAUAUGUAUCCAGCCUCUCUCAUGCUGCACAGAUGUGUCUAAGUGCCUUAGCCAUCUGGUUCAGGUAUCCAAGGGAAACAUACAUUGUCAUCAAAGUAAACUUUAAAGGAGGUAGGGACGCUUAGUGCAGGAGAUAAUUAUGCUGAUUGACUGUAAUUAAUAUCAAUUUAUGCAGAAGGAAUAAAAAUUAAAAUAGAAACUAAUCAGUAGUUGGAAUAAAAUUUGGAAUGGGUCAGAAUACAGCAUUCUAAAUGUUGCCAGGCAUUAGUACAUUCCUAUCAGCAUUGUAUAGUUCUGCUCUUUUCUAAGUUUUUGUAAAGGAAUUUAAAUGUACAGGCAGAUUUUUAAGAUUUUCAUAAAUGUACAACUUUUUUUCUUCCCCUGCACAAAGCUGCAACACGGGUUGUCAGAGAGGGGUUUGCCACCCACUAGACUAGUGUUGGAAAGCUUUUUCUAUGUCUCUCCUUUCAAGCCUGAAAACAUGGGGAAAUUAGCAACAAAGACUGGAGAAGCUAAAUCCUGUAUUUAAUUUUAGGAAUAACUGUUUUUCAUAAACACGUGACCUGCAACAAUAACAUAAUUUAUUUUAUUAAUCAGUUUUAUAAUACUCUGCAAUGAGAUAGUACACUCUAACCAAUGUAACUUCUCAUAAUAUUGCCUGGCAUUAUAAAACUCUCUAAAAUCAUUUUUUCCAAAUGAGCUUCACUUUUAUUCUUCCAAUAUGGGUACAGAUGGCUGGCUACCGUGAAGCAUCUUCUUGAUUUAGCUUUUAUUAAUCUCAUCAUUUCAUUUAUUGAAUUUGGGAAAAUCCUAACUUGUCCUUUUUAUUGGUCCCUUAUUUGGAGCAUACAGUGUUGUGAAUGGUAGAGCCAUGUUUUCUAUUAACCCUCUAUUAAUUCCCUUUUCUCUUGCCCCAUCAUAUAUUACCGACACGGUCUGUCUCUGUGAAGAUUUUAUAUGUUAAAUGAUUGAUCUUCAUAGAUUUGAUCCAGUGCUUUCACUAGUAUUUGGGGACCAAGCAAAGGGAAGCUGGGUGAAUAUUUCAUUAUUUAUUUUACCUAGUAUGCAUUCCUUUUUGGCCACGUUCACAUUGUGAUUCUGAUUGUGUAAACACUUUAGCUUGUGAGUGACAUUACUGAAGUGUUUGAAGGAUCAAGAUCUAGGGUAGAAACUCUGCCACCCACUAGAGCUUUGGCCUGGUAACCCUAACCUGUAUGAACAGGAUAUUUUUCCUAAUCGUGUUACAAAACUAUGCUACAAAAUAUCAGUAGGGUUAUACAAUAGCAGAAAUUGUGCUAGUACAGUGUGCUUUAAACAUAGCUGUUGCUAGCAUAUAUUCAGCCUACUUUGGAGAAGGCCUUACACCAGUUUUAGGAAUGCCCAGAGAGCUCUCCUCAGCAGUUCAUCUUGAAUAAGGAAGCUGUGUUUUAGUGACAGAACUCUCACACUUCAGUAGAUGGUUAGGAUGAAAUUCUGGCUCCAUUGAAGUCAAUAGUCUAACAUCCAUUGACUUCAGUGGACCCAGGAUUUCACCCAUUGAUUUUUUUUGUAUAUAGAUAGAUAGAUAUAGAUCUAUCUUCACCACACUGAUGUUUGAAUUGUUCAAUUCCACUCCAGUCCCUACCCCCCAAAAAUUUAAUCCAGAUGAACUUUUUCCUACCCAGAUCAUUUUCAUCUUACAACUGCUGGUUAUAAGCUCUUUUAAAAAAAAAAAAAAUCAAGGAGAGGAUCUUACCAGAAGCUCUCAAACUCCAUUAUCCUCCUCCUGUUGACAUUCCUCAAGCAGACUUUGUCCUAAUGUUAGUUCCUAAAUCUCAUUAUAGUUUUUUACUCAAAGGAGUUUGAGGUCAGUGCUCUGUCCACCCUCACGUUGGCCAAGCAUACCCUAAAAAAAUCAUGAAAGCAAUACAAAAACCUUAUUAAAUUGUGCUGGAACAAUUCGUAGUUGAGGCUGGUUGCAUUAAAUAACUUUAUGCACAUUUUUCGCAAGACUUUCAUGCACUUUACACAGGAAAAAAGGUAUGGCUCCUGCAUUAAACAUCUGUAGCAAAUAUUUGCUGUAAUGUCUCUGCUACAUUUUUAAGUUUUCUUUUUAAGUUCAAUAGGUCUGUUUUGAAUGAUUCUGGGUUUCUAGAAAUCGUAAAGCAUAUUUAAGAUUUCAGAGAGAAUAGAAAAUGUAAUGGUCUAAAUGUGUGGUAACCACUAGAUAAAUCCUUUUAUUUGCACAUGGUACAAUGUUUUAUGCGGUUGAAAUGUGUUGUUUUUGUCCCAAUUCAGCCAUAAGAAUCCUUGUGUUUUUUAAAACAAAGCCAAGACUUUCUACUGUGUUAUUUAGAAGAUAUCAGAGCUCAGCUGUCCCAUGGUGUCUUGACCUUUUCCUUGUUGAAAUAUCACCUUCGGCUUCUUGAGCGCCUUGAUUCACACUAAUUGUAAUACAUGUUCUGUUAGUGGGAAAGUGAAUGAAGAUAAGUUUGUGUUCAGUAGUGUAGCCACAGAGUCCUUAAGAGCAGGUAGAAUUUGUCAGUGACUCAGAACUGGGUUGAAUCCCAUUCUUUACCUGCUGCUCAUCAGGAAACAAAUGCACUCAGUCGCUGACUUUAAAAUGUUCAUCAUCUUUUUCUUUUGUGUUCUGUAUGAAUCAAGAAUCCAGCUUGGGUUAUUACAUAUCAGACAGGCAAAUUUAUAUGAAAUUAAAACUUUCUGUGUGAUGGGUUCAUUGGGGGCUGGGAAAAGCUUCCAUGGGAUCUUGUGUUGCCAUUACACUGGUACUGUUAGUUCUUUGCACAAAAUAUAUAUUUAAACAGUGCCUUAUCUUUGCGUCAGACUUUACCCAAUCCAAUGGAGGGGACUAGUUUUAUACUAGCCUGAAGCAUUUGUGUGUAGCUUUUCAGUAAUUUAAAAUGAUAGUUUAAAGUAAAUGUGUAGGUGAUUCACACUAUAGGAUUCAAACGGCUUGAUCAGCUGUGAUUACAAACAACAAGUGUCUUGCUCCAUUCUGUUUUUUCCUUAUUCAUCUUUUUGUUCUCUAAACUUCCGCUCCUACUACAUGCAUUGGGUUCUGCUGUCCACCUUGCUCAAACCCACACACCCCACCAAAGAAAACCUCAGAUAUCAUUAAUGACUGACUAAAUACAAGCUGAUUGGAGCCAGUGACACACAUACAACUUCCUUCUGUGCUUUGGGGUGACUUUGACGCUAGCAGCUACCCACUCCUAAUUUCUCACUUGUAGAGUCACUGAGUCUGAUUCUAGCAGCUGCUACCUGUUCAGACCACAAAAUCAUUGAGAGGGUCUGAUCUGAGUCUGGUGCUGGAUCAUCCAACACUGCGUGCCAGUUGGGUCUCUGACAUCACAGCCAUGCACCAACUUCCACUGGUGCAUAGCUGAGACCUCCUCUCUAAGGCCAUGUCUAUACUAGGAACACUUUGCCUGAAUAAGUCUACUGGUCUGCUGUCUUGGCAAAGUGCUCCUAGCGUGGACAACGUCUGCUCUCCCUGAGCAGAACAAGCUAUACUAGCAUGAGCCCAGAAUUGGCAGUGUAACUGCAUCUGUACUAAGGGCUUUUGCCAGCACAGCUAUGUUGAUCGAGGGUCAACAUAACUAGACUUCUGCUGUUGUAGCCGUCACCUCAGAGUACUCCCUGCACCCAUCAUGUUAAACAGAUGAAGAAAAUAUACUGGGGUAAACUGGAUCGCUGAGACAGGUAAGGGGGAGAGGGAGUUGAAGCACCUGUGGGAAGUGAAAAGAGAUUGGGAUGUUGGAGGAGGUGUGUUAAGUGUAAGGGUAUGUCUACUCUACCCGCCAGAUCGGCGGGCAGCGAUCGAUCCAGCGGGGGUUGAUUUAUCGCGUCUAGUCUAGACGCGAUAAAUCAACCCCCAAGCACUCUCCUAUUGACUCCUGUACUCCACCUCCGCGAGUGGUGCAGGCAGAGUCGACGGGGGAGUGGCAGCAGUCAGCUCACCAAGGUGAAGACACCGCGGUGAGUAGAUCUAAGUACGUCGACUUCAGCUACAUUAUUCGCGUAACUUAGAUCUAUUCUUUCUCUCGCCCCCCCUCCCCCAGUGUAGACGAAGCCUAAGCCACUCACUUCCUUGCCUCCUUCCCCCACAAGUGCCAAGCUGCUCUUUCAGCCUCUAGGCCUUGUGACUAAAGUUGCUGUCAACUCCCAUCCUAUUCUGGCUUAAGACUCCAUUAGUACCUGUUUAAAUAUUCCAAAUCUAGCUCUUAUAAUGAAGUGGAUGAAAGUGGCUGUUGGGCCACAAACUGCUGAAAGGGCAGGGAUGGAGAGGGCUCCCCAUGACUAGGGGAAACCUGGAAAAAAUACUAGAAAUAUCCGAAUAGUAGGGAAAGUUCAUUUUACAGCCACUUCCCCACUAUUUUCUCUUAUCCUUUGAUUGGUGGCAUUUUUUUUCCUUAAUAGAAUACAUUGUAUGACACCCCCUUCCCACUGCUGACUUUUAAGGAGUUAACACAUGCAUCUUACUCUCAGCAAUAACGGUUAGGUUAUGAAUUAGUGGGCUACUGCUACACUUCAAGGGUGGCUGACGACCUUCUGUCUUCAGUAUGGUUUCAGUCCUGUCCUUCCAACACACUCAAGGCAUUUGCCAGUAGCUGACUAAUGUAAACCAUGGUGUGGCUUGUUACAGUCAAAGUACCUUUUGCUUUAUCAUCAACACUAACCUUUGAAAUGUCUUGGGAGAGCCUUUUGAAAUUUGUCUUUGUUGAUUUUUGUAAAUGCAGUGUGUCUGUAUAUAAAGAGUGGCUAUUUAGACCGUGGAUUAAGUGUUGAUCGAUAUACUUUAAAUGAGCUGAAAUCCAAAGAUACUUUGUAAUGAACUGUAAAGUUUUUAAUUGUGUUGUAUAAUACUAAAUGACUGUAAUGUUGUAUCACACAUGCAAUGCGACCUGCAGUAUCUAAAUAAACACCUCUAGAGCUGA
This is a messenger RNA of Chrysemys picta bellii (western painted turtle), 12491 nucleotides long. It is a transcript of the gene KIF13B, whose product is annotated as kinesin family member 13B. Gene Ontology annotation, biological process: microtubule-based movement. NCBI's taxonomy places the organism in Eukaryota, Metazoa, Chordata, Testudines, Emydidae. The record is from RefSeq and is a predicted model, not a curated record. Gene Ontology annotation, molecular function: microtubule motor activity; ATP binding; microtubule binding.